Colletotrichum godetiae is the source of this 941-nucleotide messenger RNA. RefSeq lists its product as uncharacterized. Lineage: Eukaryota; Fungi; Ascomycota; Sordariomycetes; Glomerellales; Glomerellaceae. The transcript has a single exon. Bases 191 to 634 code for a protein of 147 amino acids. The record is from RefSeq and is a predicted model, not a curated record.
AGAGUGCUUCAGGCAUACGACACAACGCAGCACCGUGGACGACACGGCGAGAUGGCCAGUUCGAGACCCCAAGGCAGGUAGUCACUCUGCUCGCCAAGUGUCUCAAGAAAGGAGGGGGGCAAAGACGCAUGGCCCAUGAUGAUCACGACUCGAAAGGGGGUUGGCUGCGUUGAAUUUUGAUUCCUUGGGAAUGGUAAUUCCCAUACGAAAUGGUAAUGCAACGGAAGCGACGACAGCACGAUGUAAAGUUUUGUGUCUUUUUUUUACUAUUAUUAUAUGCAUGGUCGGGAACCUCCUCGUUAUCCGGGGAGGAACAUCAUCCCACGGGCUGGCGUUUAUUUUCAAGCUAUUCAAUGGCUUUGUUUGUGUAACUACUCCGUGUAGGGCCUUUUAUCUUCUCUUCCUCUUCUUUGACAAAAAACAUGCCAAUAUUGGACGGUCACGUCGCAGGGGUGGGACGAUGAUGAUGUUUGGAAAAGGGGGAUGUGGUGAUGAGGCAGGCAGGCAGGCAGUUGAUACGAAAGAAAAAGAAAACAACCUCAUGUCACACGAUGCGGCAGGUCCGAGAAGGAAAGGAGAGAGAAAGGGACUAGGGGGGUUGGAAAGACUCACAGCAAUUAGGCAGAACGUGUGAAGUGCAACAUCUCUCAGGAGGCAAAUGUCCAUGACACAGAAGUGGGAGGAUAGGAGAAACCCUCGAGAAUAAAGAGUUGUUGAUUUGUAAAGAAUCUCUCGACUACUUUUGCCGUCUCAACCCGGAAUGCUGUUUGUUUCUUGUCAUCAUUUUUCGCGGCCUCUUGUCUCAUGGUCCAUGAUGAGUCAGUAUUGCUAGACAGCUUGUUGAGCGAAGCGCUCGUGUAAGAGGUACGAUCCCACAGCGAAUCGUUAGCCAUGUCAAGGCUCAAGAAGAAUCUGUCGAAUGGUUACUUACGUAGGACGAC